Messenger RNA from Daphnia pulex (common water flea), 1656 nucleotides. RefSeq lists its product as uncharacterized. The transcript has a single exon. NCBI's taxonomy places the organism in Eukaryota, Metazoa, Arthropoda, Branchiopoda, Diplostraca, Daphniidae. The record is from RefSeq and is a predicted model, not a curated record. Bases 1 to 1656 code for a protein of 551 amino acids.
AUGGCGGCGUUUAAACCGUACGGCAAACCUCCACCUUUCGACCUGGACGAAUACAAGGAUUCUUUCGAACUAUGGCACAAGAAAUGGACGAUUUUUCUUAGCCUGUCGACGAUUGAUUCGGCACAGGACGCAGGUCAGCGGGCCGUAUACAAGGCUCACACGCUGCUAUCGUGCCUGUCAACCGACACACUCCAAGCAGUUCUCUCCAUGGGCUUAACCGACGCGCAGCUUGACAACCACACGGUCAUCAUCGACCACCUCCGUACUCGUUGCAAUGCCGGCCGCAACCGCCACGUGUUGCGCCAACAGUUUGCGGCAAAGACACAAGGCGUGCAACAAUCUGCAGACGACUGGUUGUGUGAGUUGCGGGACUUAGCCCGGAAAUGUGAAUUCGCUACGGAUUGUUGUGCUAAUUGUGAAAAAACUCGCAUUUUAGGCCAGCUUAUAUUUGGCGUUGAGAGUGAUGAAGUGCGCGUAAAACUCCUCGAACAAGGUGCGACUUUAUCGCUGGAUCAGGCGCUAACAAUCAUUCGAACUGCAGAGGCAUCCCACAAGCAGUCGAAGAACUUAAAGACAGGUGACGCUGCGGCAAUUCAAGGCGCAACCUCUACUUACAAGCGUUUCAAAGAAAAGUCCGGCAAGCCGCCAGCAGGUGGCAGCAAUUCAGCAGGCGCGAAGUUCAUGGGCUGCUGGAAUUGCGGAUCGAAGACACGCUGUAAGCCUUUGACGGCCUGUCCGGCCCAAGGAGAGGAGUGUAAAAAGUGCGGCCUACUGAACCAUUACUUCAAAGUUUGCCGAAACAAAGCAGCCAAGAAGCAACAGGGCAUUUACAUUGACCCCUCCCCUCCGACAGUGGGGGCUUUAAACGCGAGUGAUUUAGUGGAACUGGCUGUCAAUCCGGAAAAAUGGACAUCAUCUGUUGUGAUCGAUUUUCUCCCAGAUACAGGCGCUGACCUCGACGCCAUCCCAGAAUCACUCUACAAGCGGAGAUUUAGCAAGGUGGCGCUGCAGAAAGGUGUACAACCAGUUACAGUAGUGGGGAGCCCGAUCAUCAGCAUUGGUGUUUUCAGCGCGGUUAUUGUGUGGACGACACGUGACAAAGUGUCCCGAUCAGUGAACACCGCCAUUCACGUGUUACGUGAAUUAAAGCAGCCAGUGUUGUCCAAUAGGAGCCAGCAGAUGAUGGGAAUGCUUCCAGCCGCCUACCCGCAUGCGUACGUUGGAAUGGUGGCGAGCACGCCACCUACCGACUCUCAACGACAGGCCGAUCUCAAAACUCUCAUGAACGAAUGCCCGCGGAUCUUUGACGGAACAUGCCACCAGAUGUCGGGACCACCAUGUCAUUUCGAAUUGGUGGAGAACGCGCGACCAGUGGCAAUGCGAGGCUCACGCCCAGUGUCCGUCCCUUCGUUACCAAAAGUGAAAGCAGAGUUGGACAAUCUUGAAUCCGCUAACAUUAUCCGAAAAGUGAUAAAGCCGACGGCUUGGGUGCAUCCUUUUUUAGUUCCGCUGAAGAAAAAUGGCGACAUCCGUCUGGUGAUCGACUUUCGUGAGUUGAACAAGUGCAUAAUCAGGCCAAAUUUUGAGACGGCCACACCGUUCCAAGCAGUGCGCACCAUUCCGCCCGGAAUGAAAUUCUUCGGAGGCGUUGUUUGA